Arvicanthis niloticus (Nile rat) is the source of this 1632-nucleotide messenger RNA. It is a transcript of the gene Sh3gl3, whose product is annotated as SH3 domain containing GRB2 like 3, endophilin A3. Gene Ontology annotation, biological process: synaptic vesicle uncoating; endocytosis. NCBI's taxonomy places the organism in Eukaryota, Metazoa, Chordata, Mammalia, Rodentia, Muridae. The record is from RefSeq and is a predicted model, not a curated record. Gene Ontology annotation, molecular function: protein binding. Gene Ontology annotation, cellular component: glutamatergic synapse; cytoplasm; presynapse.
GGGGCCUCGAAACACCGUGUUGCUAUCUGCGCGCGCGCGUGUGCCAGUGUGACAGCGCCGUGGCCGUGGCCGUGGGGCGCGCGGGGACCGCCCGGGGUGCCCGCUCCGCUCAGCGUCGCGGCCGCGUGGCCCGGCGGAGCCCCGAGACCACCCCCGGGCGGGGCGCCGCCGCGAUGUCGGUGGCUGGGCUCAAGAAGCAGUUCCACAAAGCCAGCCAGCUGUUUAGUGAAAAAAUAAGUGGUGCUGAAGGAACGAAGCUAGAUGAAGAGUUUCUGGACAUGGAAAAGAAAAUAGAUAUUACUAGUAAAGCUGUUGCAGAAAUCCUUUCAAAGGCCACAGAGUAUCUCCAGCCCAAUCCAGAGCUAAGCUAGGAAUGCUGAACACUAUGUCGAAGCUCCGAGGGCAGGUGAAGACCACCGGCUAUCCACAGACAGAAGGCUUGCUGGGGGACUGCAUGCUGAAGUAUGGCAAGGAGCUUGGAGAAGACUCUGCUUUUGGCAACUCGUUGGUAGAAGUUGGUGAGGCCCUGAAACUCAUGGCUGAGGUGAAAGACUCUCUGGAUAUCAAUGUGAAGCAAACUUUUAUAGACCCACUGCAGCUACUUCAAGACAAAGAUUUAAAAGAGAUUGGGCACCACCUGAGAAAGCUGGAAGGCCGCCGCCUGGAUUAUGAUUAUAAAAAGAGGCGGGUAGGUAAGAUCCCCGAGGAAGAAAUCAGACAAGCAGUAGAAAAGUUUGAAGAGUCAAAGGAGUUGGCCGAAAGAAGCAUGUUUAAUUUUUUAGAAAAUGAUGUAGAGCAAGUCAGCCAGCUGGCUGUGUUUGUUGAGGCGGCAUUAGACUAUCACAGGCAGUCCACCGAGAUCCUCCAGGACCUGCAGAACAAGCUAGAGCUGCGAAUAGCUCUUGCAUCCAAAGUCCCCAAGAAAGAAUACAUGCCAAAGCCUGUGGACAUGAGUUCCAUCGAUGCCAAUGGGGUCGAACCCAGCUCUUCAUCAAAGAUAACAGGUACUGACACUCCCUCGGACCAGCCCUGCUGUCGUGGUCUCUAUGACUUUGAGCCAGAAAACGAAGGAGAAUUAGGAUUUAAAGAAGGGGACAUCAUUACAUUAACCAAUCAGAUAGACGAAAACUGGUAUGAAGGAAUGCUCCGUGGGGAAUCCGGCUUCUUCCCCAUUAAUUACGUGGAAGUCAUUGUGCCUUUACCUCGGUAAAUGUGUCUUUUGGACCUAACUUCAGAACUGAAAUGAAUUGGCACCAGUGUUCUCUCAGUGUGGUGUUCUGUGGCAUCCUCGCUCUCUGGCCCACUUAAUCACUUUUGUAUGUGUGUUUUCUUUAUAAUGUAUUUUGUAUCAAUUUAAUUUGUAUAACUGAUUUCUUUGUCCUAACUCAUAAAAAUAGUUUUCUUCUUGUUCUAAAAAGUCAUUGGUUAAAUGUAUUUGCUUCCUGUUGCUAAAAAAAAAAAGUAAAUUGCGCCCAUUCGAAUGGCCUGGGUAGUCCUUAGCUGCAGUGGGAACACACCCUUUGCAGUUAUGAAAGCUAAAGAUUUUGUUUCUUGACAUUAUUGAUGGCAUCCAGUCUUCUCCUGUUUUAAGCUUACCUGUGAACAGCCCAAUAAACAUGACACACUGUGUUC